Molecule: messenger RNA, 1317 nt
Organism: Trichomycterus rosablanca
Lineage: Eukaryota; Metazoa; Chordata; Actinopteri; Siluriformes; Trichomycteridae
Gene: hoxb4a
Product: homeobox B4a
Exons: 2
Coding region: 1-714 (237 amino acids)
Biological process (GO): positive regulation of transcription by RNA polymerase II; anterior/posterior pattern specification; embryonic skeletal system morphogenesis
Cellular component (GO): nucleoplasm; nucleus
Molecular function (GO): DNA-binding transcription factor activity, RNA polymerase II-specific; RNA polymerase II cis-regulatory region sequence-specific DNA binding
Source: RefSeq, a predicted model, not a curated record
AUGGCCAUGAGUUCCUAUUUGAUCAACUCCAACUAUGUGGACCCUAAGUUUCCACCUUGCGAGGAAUACUCACAGAGCGACUACCUACCCAGUCACUCUCCAGACUACUAUAGCGCCCAGAGGCAAGAGCCGUCGUUCCAGCAUGAGUCGAUCUACCACCAGCGAUCGGGCUGCACCAAUCCAGCCUACCUAUCAUGCCAGAGUGCCGGGCAGCCCGCCGUGGUGAUGUCUCCUCGUGGUCACGUACUAAACCCAGCUGUUCUCUCCUCCGCCCUACCUGAACCAAGCCAUCGCUGCGACUCGGUAACUCCGAGCCCUCCGCCUGCUUGCGUUCAAACCCCCAUCAUACAAAGUGCUACUUCGGUUACUUCACGAAAGGAUCCCGUGGUGUACCCAUGGAUGAAAAAAGUCCACGUAAACAUCGUGAGUCCGAACUAUUCGGGCGGAGAGCCUAAGCGCUCACGCACAGCCUACACGCGACAGCAAGUUCUUGAGCUGGAGAAAGAGUUUCACUACAACCGCUACCUUACUCGCCGACGCAGGGUGGAAAUUGCCCACACCCUUUGCCUUUCCGAACGACAGAUAAAGAUUUGGUUUCAGAAUCGGCGUAUGAAGUGGAAGAAAGAUCAUAAGCUACCGAACACAAAGAUCCGCUCCAGCAAUUCUGCAAACUCAAGUUUAAGUGGCGGUCCGUUAAAAAAUAAUCAACACUGAGUUAACCUCCACCGACUUUUAUGCCGGCAAAUACUCCUCAAAAUCACGCACAUUCUCAAGACCUCAGUGAGACGCGCGGAUUUUUGUCAUUCUGACUCCCUGUCAUCCCUUGUAAACGACUAGGAAAUAACACAAGGUGGGGUAAUGAGAAGGAACACAUGAGGAAAAUACAUGACUUAAAUAGAAAUGAAAUGAAGACUCGAACUCAAACACUUUCACAGAUGGCCUCACUCCCAGUUUACUCAAGUUCUCAUUUUUAUCCCAUACCCCUGUUCUUUUCUGCUCCCUCGACCCCUCAAUAAGAACAGAAGGCAGCAGACAGUUUUCAGAUUUGGUGAAGAUGGAUCCGUGUUUCAUCUUUAAUCAUGCCAAACGCAGCCCCAUUUGUCAUGUUUACUCUGUGGUACAAAGGAUGAACCGUGGGCCUGCCCAUUACCUCGACGUCUAGCAUUGUGCUAAAUAAAUGAGUCUCCUUGUUUUGUCAAGAGCCAUUUUCUUACACUCCUUUCUUUGCUGGCGUGUGGCCUACAAAACUAGCUGUACGAAUUUUUACUAAUAUGAAGCUUAUUUUUUAUAUGAAGCCUAAAUCGCAUUUAAUGUAUU